AUGUCAUCGCCAAUUUUUAAUCUUCAAAAAGCUUUAUCAACUGAAUCACUUAACUUACGACAUGAUACGUCUCAACAACGUAUUAGUUUACAACAUAUAUUCAAUUCAUGUGUACUUGAUAAACAUCAGCGUGUUAAUGCUGGUGAACUCAUACGACAUUUUCGUUUCGUAACCGAACAAAAUACCGAUUUAUUAAGUGUACAACUUGAUUUUAAUUUUUUAUUAAAUCAACUUGGUGGAGCUGAUCAACAAGUGACAUUCGAUCAAUUAUUUCAUGCUGUUGAAAAGCUUUAUUCUCAACUUAUUGAUAUAAGUACACCGGUAUCAAAAUCUGUUUCAUCCAAUGCACUUCAUUCAUCAUCAUCAUUGAAGAAGCGAAAAAAUAAAGAAAAUAUUGAUUCACAUACAAGUGAUGAUGCAUCAUCGCAUUCAUUCGAUAUUCGUAGAAAAUCAAUGGAUCAUGAAAGAUGUAAAAUUGAACAUAGUGAAUUAAUGGAAAUAAAUCGUCGACAAACUGAAUGUUUACGCAUGAUUGAAGAGGAAUAUAAAAAAUUAGAUGAUGAUCAUCAACGUUUACAAAUUCAAUAUGAAGAUAUACAAAAGAAAAAACUUUCGUUAGAAGAUGAUCUUACUCGUAAUUCACGUUAUAUCAAUGAAAAUGUUGAAUUACAUAUAUAUAAAACUCAAUUAGAAAAUUCUAAUCGAGAGUUGAAAGAAGACAAUGAAUGUUGUGAACGAGAAAAAUUUGAACUUCAAGAACAAUUAAUUGAUCUGGAAAAUCAUUUACAAAUUAUUCGAGAUGAACGUAAUCAAUAUAUGACGAGAUUACUUGAUGUUGAACAUGAAUUAAAAAUUGAAUUAAACGAUCGACAGCAAUUCGAAGGACAAUUAAAUGUAGCAAAAAAUCAAUUAAAAGAAAAUAAUCAAAUGAUUAGUUCUUUUCGAGUCACUAUGGAUGAUUUGACUCUUGCUAAUCAAGAUUUGAUGCGAAAAAAUGAAAAUUUAGAAAAAAAUCUUGAAGAACUUCGUCAACAACUUCGAAGUGCAAAAACUGAAUCGAUUGAAGCUCGAUUAUCUCUAUCAAAUUUAUGUGAUGAAGAAAGUUUUCUAUGCGAUGAACUUGAAGAACGUGUUGAUGUAUCACGUCGAGCAACAAUUUCAAAUGGACAAUCAUUAUUUGCCGAAAUAAAUACAAUGGACAGUAUUUCAAAUGAAUGUGUAUCACAAUGUCUUGAUUCAUCCAAUAUCGAAACAAUCGAUGAUAUGGAAGUACAAAUUCUUCUAUCAAAAAGUGAUUGUUUUAAUUCUAUUUGUCUAAAAGAUGUGUUUCAUGAAUUACAUGCCAAUGGUAUGAAUAUUAAUGAACAUUUGAUGAUAUUAAUGGAUAAAAUUCAUUGUACACAAGAUCAAGAAUAUAUUUUGACAACAUCGAAUUUAAUUGAUAAAUAUAUACUGAUAAUAAAGAAUUUAAUUAAAAAAGUUAUUGAUAAUAAAGAUGUAUUUGAAGGACGUUUUAGAAAAUUACAAACACUGUUACUUGCUAGUCGAGAAAAACAACAAAAAUUUCAAUUGGAAUUAAAUGAAUUUUCUAAUUUUAUUCGAUUAAAUUUAACAUCAACAAAUAUUAUUCCGAUAUUAAAAGAUUAUCAUGAGAUGAUUGAAGAAUUAAAAUCGAAAGAAGAAAUUGCCACUAAAAAUAAUCGAAUUUUAGAAGAACAAUUAAUGAAAGUAAAAGUUGAGGAAAGAGCUGAAAGAUUAAAAUGUAUUUUUCUUACUAAACAACUGAAAAAAUUAAAUUCAAAAACAAAAGAGAAACAAGAAUAUUCCGAUGAAAAUGCUAAUCGAAAUUUAUCCGAUUUAACCACUGGUAUUUGUCCAUUUCAUUCUAUUCGAGAGUUACUUCGUGAUGAUCAUGAAUUAUUUAAUUCAACUUCACCAUCAUUACCAUGCCGAUGUUUAAAUCGAUCACAUUCAAAUCCUGAAAUUACCCCAAGAAAAUCACCAUCAAAACAUAUUCGAUGUCUAUCAUCACCAUGCUCAUCAAUACCAACUAUUACAGCUACGGAUUCUGGUUUAAAUACAUCAUCGAAUUGUACAACAAGUCGUUCACCAACACCGGAUUUAAAUGAAGAUAUAUCAUCGAUAACAUUCGAAAUUGAUUCAUUGUUUGAUCGAACACUUAUAAAAGAAGAUCAUUCUUUAAAACAACAAACCGAAAAGAAAUCGAACCGAUCUGUCGCUAUAAAAAAUACACAAUCAAAUCGAAUAAAACGAGUUUUAAAAAGAUUACAAUGGUGUGCAUUAUUAAUUAGUUGUACAAUAGUUUUAUUCAUUUGGAGUGUAAUCAUACGUUAUUAUUGUUUAACAUCACCAAAUGAUGAUGAUUGUAAUCGAUUAUCGUUUGCUUGGUGGCCAUUUGCUUACUGUUCAACUAAUGGUAUUACUCUCUAA
Molecule: messenger RNA, 2451 nt
Organism: Adineta steineri
Lineage: Eukaryota; Metazoa; Rotifera; Eurotatoria; Adinetida; Adinetidae
Source: the annotation of a GenBank genome assembly